GAAAAAAAAAUGCAAGUUUUCUCUCGUGAGAUUAGCAUUAUGCUGCGCGGGAAUUGUUUAAGUAAAUUAAAAGACUGCAAAGUUUUCAUCUCAGAGGGUUGAUGUGAGGGUGUCAUUUGUGUUUAUUCUUGCAAUGUUGUAAGACUGUUGCUUUUGUAGGAGAGCCGUUUGUCUAUGGCUAACGGAAUACUGUAAGAAAAGAGAAAAGUAUUGUGAUAUAUGUUGACAGACUGACUUGGACAGCUUUCUGUUAUUGAGUAGAAUCAUGAGUAAAUCCAAAGACGCUUCAGCUUCAGGUAUUAUUCUGAAGUAUUUAAAUGAGCAGAACAGACCGUACAGUGCGCAAGAUGUGUUUGGAAACCUACAGAAGGAACAUGGACUAGGGAAGACAGCAGCAGUGAAAGCUCUUGAACAACUUGCUCAACAGGGCAAAAUCAAGGAAAAGGUUUAUGGCAAACAAAAAAUUUAUUUUGCUGAUCAGGAGCAGUUUCCUUCUGUAAGUGAGACUGAGUUGAAGACCAUGGACAACCAAAUUUCUGAGCUGACCUCCAAAUUGCAGGAAGUACUGCAGAGCUGUAAGCAAUUGGAGGCAGUGUAUAAAAGGAAGGACGUAGAGAUCACAUUGUUUUUGAUGAUGUUCCUUUUCAACUGGAAUGAAAGUGCUCAAAAUUUUGUGUAA
This is a messenger RNA of Protopterus annectens (West African lungfish), 679 nucleotides long. Its product is annotated as homologous-pairing protein 2 homolog. The record is from RefSeq and is a predicted model, not a curated record. The transcript has 5 exons. Gene Ontology annotation, biological process: meiotic strand invasion involved in reciprocal meiotic recombination; meiotic joint molecule formation; homologous chromosome pairing at meiosis. The coding region runs from base 266 to 679 and encodes 137 amino acids. Gene Ontology annotation, molecular function: double-stranded DNA binding; recombinase activator activity. Gene Ontology annotation, cellular component: condensed nuclear chromosome; DNA recombinase auxiliary factor complex. NCBI's taxonomy places the organism in Eukaryota, Metazoa, Chordata, Ceratodontiformes, Protopteridae.